Molecule: messenger RNA, 806 nt
Organism: Olea europaea var. sylvestris
Lineage: Eukaryota; Viridiplantae; Streptophyta; Magnoliopsida; Lamiales; Oleaceae
Product: histone H2A
Exons: 2
Coding region: 125-577 (150 amino acids)
Cellular component (GO): nucleosome
Molecular function (GO): structural constituent of chromatin; protein heterodimerization activity; DNA binding
Source: RefSeq, a predicted model, not a curated record
UCACGACGCCCAAGUGUCUGCAUUAUUGGAUCGGAAGGCACAGUUUGCCUCUUUAUCUCAAGCAUUAUUUUGAUUCACAAAAACCCAUUUUUAGGGAUACUGUUUGCAGUGAAUAGAAUUUGUAAUGGAUACUGGUGGUAAACUGAAGAAGGGAGCGGGAGGGAGAAGGGGUGGCGGCCCAAAGAAGAAGCCUGUUUCUCGCUCCGUCAAGGCCGGUCUACAGUUUCCGGUCGGCAGGAUCGGCCGGUACUUGAAGAAAGGUCGCUAUUCGCAGCGUGUCGGUACUGGAGCUCCGGUUUAUAUGGCUGCUGUCCUCGAGUACCUUGCUGCUGAGGUUUUGGAAUUGGCUGGCAACGCAGCCAGAGAUAACAAGAAAAACAGGAUCAUACCAAGGCAUGUGCUACUCGCCGUGAGGAACGAUGAGGAGCUCGGAAAACUUCUAGCCGGAGUGACAAUUGCUUAUGGAGGAGUGCUACCAAACAUCAAUCCAGUACUUCUGCCCAAGAAAUCUGAGAAGGCCGGGAAGGAGCCUACAAAAUCCCCUACCAAGGCAACUAAAUCUCCCAAGAAGGCCUAAUCUUUGGGGGCAGCUAUUAUUGAAUUUAAUUGACUUGGUUUCUCUUUCAGUUAGUUUGUAUGUAAUUUGUUCUACUGUUGUUGGUAUGUAAGCAAGCCUGUUUAUACCUAGAACCAUUGUACUUUUCAUUCUGCUGCUUCUGGUAAACUGUUGUUCUUAAUUUCUCAGUCUCAUUUUGCAAUUUCUCUGUGGAUGGAAUGAAUUAUAAGUGAAUUUCUUCAUUCUGGUC